AUACACCCUCCUCCCCCUCAUCCCGCAUCUCCCCCCAUUCGUCCACAUGGCCAGCGCAGAAGGAGGUGCAUACAGCUACUCGCUCACGGUCUUCUCUCCGAGCGGCAAGCUCGUGCAGAUAGAACACGCCCUCGCUGCUGUCUCCUCGGGAACGACAAGUCUGGGGAUCAAGGCGUCCAAUGGCAUCGUCAUCGCCACCGAGAAGAAGUCCUCGUCCAUCCUCAUCGACGACUCGAUGAUAGACAAGGUGUCCGUCAUCUGUCCCAACAUCGGCAUCGUGUACUCUGGAAUGGGCCCGGACUUCCGGGUGCUCGUCGCGAAGGCGCGCAAGAGCGCGCAGGCGUAUUGGAAGGUGUACGGCGAAUAUCCGCCGACGAAGGUCCUCACGCAGGAGAUUGCCACCAUCAUGCAGCAAGCGACACAUUCCGGCGGAGUGCGGCCAUACGGCGUAUCCCUCUUGGUUGCGGGAUGGGACAUAACCCGAGGGCCGUGCUUGUACCAGGUUGACCCUUCAGGUUCGUAUUGGGCGUGGAAGGCGAGCGCGAUCGGAAAGAACAUGGUAAACGCGAAGACGUUCUUGGAGAAGCGCUACAACGACGACAUCAGCUUGGAAGACGCGAUCCAUACUGCGCUUCUCACUCUCAAAGAGGGUUUCGAAGGGCACAUGACGGAGAAGACGAUCGAUAUCGGCAUCGUCACUGUGCCCAGCCAGGCAGAGCUCGAGACGGGCAAGAUCGAAGGCACAGGGCGAGUAAAGCCCACGUUCCGCAAGCUCUCGGAGGAGGAGGUGCGGGACUAUCUGGCAAUGUAACGGACGCGCUGCUAUCACCGUUGUAUUUUCGUUUUGCAUGCUGUGCGUCGCGCUGUAAGUUACUGGAUACGGGAUGACAUUCUCUGCAGGAAGGAC
Trametes versicolor FP-101664 SS1 is the source of this 907-nucleotide messenger RNA. Its product is annotated as 20S proteasome subunit. Gene Ontology annotation, cellular component: proteasome core complex, alpha-subunit complex; proteasome core complex. Bases 47 to 811 code for a protein of 254 amino acids. The record is from RefSeq and is a predicted model, not a curated record. Gene Ontology annotation, biological process: ubiquitin-dependent protein catabolic process. The transcript has 5 exons. NCBI's taxonomy places the organism in Eukaryota, Fungi, Basidiomycota, Agaricomycetes, Polyporales, Polyporaceae.